UUCUGUGGGUACUCUAAAUUAAUUUCAACAAAUUUUAAAUUUAACUUUAAGUAAAAAGUAAUAAAAAGAUUUAAAACAAGUAGGUACCUAUCUAUAUAUUUUUUACAUAACCUUAAACCUGAGCACAUAUCUGUUAUGUGAUAAGUAAAAUCAUGAAUAUAACAAAGGACAUGGUUUUAGACGGUAAUUUUCAGAUAAUAAAGAACUAAAGGAGGGAAUCUUAGAUAGGGGUAGUUGAGAUUUCAUGAAAUCAAAACUAUGUAAACAGUUAGUAUUGUUGAUACAUACAUUUUGAACAUUUUGUCGUCUUAAUACUCUACACAGUACACAGGAAGGCAUACAAUUGGUGGUCUUAUUGUUGAAGUCACCAGUGUGGCAGUUUUGAAAUAAUUGUCUAGUUACAAGAUGGAACGAGCAUUUUCGAUAUUUAUGGUCGUUUCGAUGACCGUCAUUGUGGUGGCAUUAGGCGAUCGACUACAAUGUAAAGACCCGAAUGGACAACCGGUAGACUGGUUUACGGCUAUCAAGUUGCCAAACCUCAUGUCAAAUUUGUCCGAUGGGACCGUUUACGUCUAUAUGGACGCGAAGAACCCGGAGUGGACUUACUUUACAGGGAUCAUAACCGAAAAGUCAGCAAUCGGACACACGAUAUCGCAGAUGUACACGACCACUAAAACUUUUAACGAGUCGAUAAUGUGGAUCGUAUACAACGAUGAACCGACUAACGGUCCAGUAACAUUAACGAAGGGUCACUCCAAAGGUACUGUGGUAGCCGACAACAGUUCGGGUUUAUGGCUAGUGCACAGCGUGCCCUUAUUCCCACAGUUACCUUACCAAAACAACAAUUCGUAUACGUAUCCCAAAACCGGUGUAAAAUACGGCCAAAGUUUUCUGUGCAUGUCCAUGAUGGCUGACGAACUGGAUAAAGUAGGCAAUCAGUUAAUCAAAAACGAGGUGUUGGUAUACGGCAGUCACUUCGGAGGUGAUCUGAAAUCCACGUACCCGGGUUUGUACAACGCCACUCUGCCGCACAAAACUCCAAAAGUGAAAAAAUAUGAAGUGAGGUUACAGCCUCUUCGCUCUGCCGAGGGCGUAGAGUUCUUGUCCAUUGCUAAGAGCAGGCACUAUGGAAAAGAUUUAUAUGAAGACUUAAUCACACAGAUGGCACAGUCAAAUGUAUACACAGAGACUUGGUUGAAUUCGCCUGGUUCCUUAAAUUCGUCAUGUUCUGGUCACUACAAGACUAUGAACAUUGAGUCGCUGGCCAUGAAGAACAUUAAAGGGUUGAAUAAUGUAUGGUACAAGUCAUCCUUGGAUCAUUCCAAAUGGGUUGUGACUGGGAAGAGUUCUGUACACUGGACUUGCAUUGGUGACAUAAAUCGAGCUGAACACCAGGAGAUACGUGGAGGUGGAACAGUAUGCAUAAAAUUAAUGCCUGUAUGGAAUCAAUAUAAACAACUAGUAUCAAGUAUUGAAAAAUGUAAAUCCUAGUGCUAUAAUUAUGUGGAUCUUUUUUAAGUAUUACUAUUAUUAAAAAUGUCAAUGUUAUGUAUUUAAUUUUUUAAGUAUGUACUUGUUCAAAGUUUCUACACUUAAUGUAGAUAAUAGUUAUGACUAAAGUUAUUUUAAAAAAUUAAGUUUUAUAAAAUAUUAUGUGUAGGUUCAUGAUAUAGCACAGUGGUGACCAACCUUUUUAUACCAAGGGCCAUAAAAAAAUUUUAAAAAUGUUCGGCGGGCUUAGAAUUUAAACUUUUUCUUUAAAUUGAAUGUUAUACAUAUUUUAUUUUAGGCACAUCUUAAUAUAGGUAUACUAACAAAUGUAAUUUUUUAUUUUAUAUUGUUUGUUGUAAAAUUAAAUAUAUAUAUUAAGUAUAAAUGUAUGUAAUUGAUGAAAAUACAAUAAGAAAUAUUUUACAAAUGUUACAUUUUUAAAAUAUAUAUUUUUUUUAAUUUUAAUUACUUUGAUGUGCUGGAUUUGGCCCACGGCCGUACUUGGUCACCACUGAUAUACUAAUAAUAGUUAUGUGUUCGUUUACAAUUUCACUUAAAUUAAUAAUUUUGUGUUUAAAGUGUUCACACUUAAGAAAUGUCUUAGUUUUAAGAACAAUUAAUUCCAAAUUACGUGUCAAUGUACUUUGUAAUAAAUGUAUUACUGAUACAUAAA
Molecule: messenger RNA, 2164 nt
Organism: Rhopalosiphum padi (bird cherry-oat aphid)
Lineage: Eukaryota; Metazoa; Arthropoda; Insecta; Hemiptera; Aphididae
Product: cell-death-related nuclease 7-like
Exons: 8
Coding region: 406-1491 (361 amino acids)
Biological process (GO): apoptotic DNA fragmentation
Molecular function (GO): deoxyribonuclease II activity
Source: RefSeq, a predicted model, not a curated record